AUGUCGCCUUUUAGUAGAUGGAGGCACCAAGGCCUUAAGAUUGACAAAUUAUACUACCCAGCAAACCUGUCUACUGUAUUGAAAGCAAACCAUUCAACUCUGCAAUCCCUUAAAAAUAAGAAAAUCAUCAAUGCCACACAGUGGGGUAGACUGUAUCCCUCUACUGCAUUGUCUGUAACAUCAGAGGACUUUGACAUCACGCUACUGAUUGUGCUACUUAGGAACAUGUGUCAUCUGGCGGCUCCGGCCACGGGUUGGGACGGUCUUCCACCUGCUUCAGACACGGGUAUUGAGGCUAACCUAGCCAGAGUGAAGUACUAUAGGAACUCGGUCUAUGGGCAUGCCAUGCAGGCGUCUGUGGACGAACCAACAUUUAAUUCUUUGUGGCAGGACAUAAGUGCCGCACUGAUUGCACUGGGUGUAGAUGCAGCCGCUAUCACAAAACUAAAGACUGAGACUAUGGAUCCAGACACGAAGAAGCAUUACCAGGAGCUGUUAAAGGAAUGGAAGAAAGACGAAGACAACAUCAAAGACCAGCUAGAUAAAAUGGAGGGUAUAGAUGAAUAUUGUUUAGUGCCUUUGAGAAAUAAGUGUCUUUUUCUGACCUUAAUAGGGUGUAGUUGGGGUUCAACUGAAAGUUUUGAAUUGGCCAAAAUUAACUUCUGCUUCCAAAGAUCGCGAACACAUUUGGAAAAGAAUAAACUGACAUCCGACAGAAGGACUGCAAGCAGGUUUAGUUUAACGCUUAAGGCUAUUGAUUCUAUUAGGGAGUUGUAGUGGUGCGAAUACACCUUGACGUACGAAAAGCAAUAUACGUAUUUGGUUAUUCAUUAAUAAACAAAAUGUGUUAGAAAAAGAGUGGCAAGCGAAUGGCAGACGAGUUAGUUAUUAUCUCAGUUGGCGAGUAACUGAUGGUAACUUAAUUUUUUUUCUCCUGGUAAAAUCAUAGGUAAUCUUGAGCACAUGAAAAGUGAAAUGGGAAAUCUGGGUGAGACGCUGAAGGCUAUGAAAAAUUCCGCAGCAGAGUGUGGAGGUCAGUUUCAAAAAAGGAAACCAUGCAAGAUUUAUGAGUUCUUUGAGUCAAGCUAACUUCUAAUCAUGUUUUAAACAAACUGAAUAUCAAAUUUUUAAGACCUCGUAAGGUAGGAGUGAUAAACAAAACUAUGCUAUUUCUCUUAUUACAAAUCAUAAAACACAUGAUAAGAAAAUAGACAAUAUUAGCGAUCAGGAAGGCCGAGGAACGCCGAGGGAUCAGUUCCCGAUGUUAAUUCCAAAUUCCGUAACUUGGGCACCCUUUCUUUUAAUUACUAUAUGUAUUGCUAUAUUGCUAUGAAAUUUAUUCUAAUCAGCUUUUAUUGAUCACCUGUAUGAAGAAGACCGUCACUUACAAGGUUAAAUUAUUCUUUGAACAAACAUAACUUUAUCUUAUCGUCUAUAAAGGGUGUGUGAUGAAAGUCUAAUUUUGCUUUGUGUAUUCUUCUCACUAACAGAUGGAACAAGAGAAGAUUUAAAGAAGAUAAAAAGCGGGAUAGAAAACAUCAGUGAGACACUGCAGACCUUAAAGGUCUCUCCGACCAAAGAGGAAGGUCAGUUUCCCAAACUGCGGCCAUAAAAGAAUCCCUCUUAGAUGGCUCUUUAAAGCCAUUAUUGCUGAUCGAUCAGUAGUUAUUUUUCUUACAAAUGUCUCUUGGGUCCCACAAGAACAGCUUCAUAUUCACAAGAGAGACCAAAGGGCUGCAACUUAUAUAUUUGCCUUCCAUAAUUCUCUCAGUGAGUAGGAUGAGGGAUGACAUAAACGCUAUUUUACUGUAGGAUGGUGGCGUUGGAACCUCCUACUAGCAUGGAGGCCAUCUUGGUUUCAAUACCGAGUGGUCGCCCACCUUUUUUUGUUAUGUUCAGCUGCUUCUCGCAAAUUACAGUGGCCUGCUAAAAGGCUGUUCUUAAAUAAAAAAGAGGGCCUUUAGCAUCUUCCACUUACUUAUUGAAGGUUCCCCCUGCCGCUAGUUUGAAAUGUUUGUCGCUUGCUUUUAAGGCGCUGCACAUGGCUAGGGUAGUUAAUAAAUAAAUGGUCUUCUCCUAGCAUAGUCAUAUUGGUAGUUCUAUUCAUUUGCCUUACGGACUUGGAAAGUAGCAAACCGAGCUGUUUUAGACAACUAUUUAAAACAAAGUUGGUUCUCUUUUGUUCUCAACAGCUGGUUUGGUGGCCGAGCAUAUUGAAAUUAUUCGCCAGAAGUACAAACGUCAUGAGGGAUGGCUCGCGCCUUUUUCUUGGUGCGAAGACUUUCACUUUCAACUCAGCGAUAUUUAUACACGCCCUCGUAUGGUCAGCAGAGAGAAAAAGGCAAGAGCAACAGCAGAGCAAAGAGUUGUUGAAACCACUGAAAUCUUCAACCCCCACGAAGAAUGCAAACAACCUAGAAAAGUAUUGAUUGAAGGAAACCCAGGAAUGGGAAAGACGACAUACUGCAAUAAGGUUGCUUACGAUUGGGCUAUAAACAUAAAAAACGAAGGAGAUUGCUUUCCGGAAUUUGAAAUGGUACUCUUGCUGAAAUGCCGUGAUGUCGAGAUCGAGUCCGACCUUUGGGGAGCCAUUGACGAUCAGCUUUUGCCAGGUGAAAUUAAUCAAAAGGAAAGAGAGAAAUUCUUCGAGUUCAUUCGGCAAAAUCAAUCAAAGGUUCUACUGGUACUUGACGAAUUGGACGAGUUACCUUCAAGUAAACGGCCGGAGUUUACCGACAUCAUACGAGGCAAAAUGCUUCCUCUGUGUCACCUUGUGGUUACAGCGCGACACGAGGCUGGAAUACCCGUAAGAAAAGUUUGUGACACCCUUCUAGAGAUAGAAGGUUUCACUUAUCAAGAUAUCAAAGAAUUUAUUCACAAAUAUUUUGUCGCCAAGGAAGAUUUGGCUGAAAGGCUAUUGGAAAAAAUACAUAAUGAGAAAAUACUCAGAGAUUUGGCGGCAACCCCUUUAAACACUGCACUUCUUUGCCUUCUUUGUGAAGACUUUCAAGGUAUUUUUCCUGAAAGCAGAACUCAAUUGUACUUGGAAAUAGCACAUUGUGUUCUUAUUAGAUACAGGAAGAAGAAAGGUCUUCCAGUCGAAAGUGAGGAUCUGAUUGAAAUCUACAAAGAUCAGUUGAAACUCCUUGGCUCGAUAGCGUUAGACGGCCUGUAUGAAGACAACUUGUACUUUGAGGACAAAAGGCUUUCAAGUGAAAAUGCCGACUUACCUGAAUUUGGCUUUCUGUCAGCUCAACCUGGAAGCAGCAAACGAAGGCCGUGUCUGUGCUACGGCUUCACGCAUAAGAGUUUUCAAGAAUUCUUCGCAGGAUAUCAUCUUUGUUGCCAGCUUCUUAGCGAACAACUCAGUCCCUUUGUAUUAGUCAGUGACACAAGAUAUUUCCGAGAGUUGAGAGAGGUAUUAAAAUUUACCUGUGGUCUGCUAGCAGUAAGAUCUGAAGAGAGUGCAAUAUGCUUUAUCCUCUACAUAGCGGAAGAGAUAAACAAAGAAGAUGUGAGAGAAGGUUUACCUGUCGCACUGGAGUGCAUAAAAGAAUGCAAAAUUGAAAACAUUUUUUUUCAUAUAGAACUGGCACGUUACUUUGGCGCAUGUCUAGAAAUUCGAGAGGCUGAUCUUGACGAGGAUCGUAUUGAAGGGGAAGGUAUAGGUGAUGCUGCGGCUGCUGUGCUUGCUACUACGCUUGAAACAAACACAACUCUGACAAAUUUGAAUUUGUCUGGAAAUAACCUUGGUCCUUUCAGGUGCUGAGUCACUUGCUACAGCGCUUAAAACAAACACAAGUUUAUCAAAUUUGAAUUUUUCUGGCAAUAACCUUGGUCCUGCCGGUGCUGAGUCACUUGCUACAGCGCUUAAAACGAACACAAUUCUGACAAAUUUGGAUUUUUCUGGCAACAACGUUGGUCCUGCUGGUGCUAAGUCACUUGCUACGGCGCUUAAAACAAACACAACUCUGACAAAUUUGAAUAUGUCUGUUAAUAACCUUGGUCCUGGAGGUGCAGAGUCACUUGCUACAGUGCUUAAAACGAACACAACUCUGACAAAUGUGGAUUUGUCUGGCAAUAACCUUGGACCUGCUGACGCCGAGUCACUUGCUACAGCGCUUCAAAAAAACAAAACUCUGACCAAUUUGAAUUUGUCUGUCAAUAACCUUGGUCCUGCUGGUGCUGAGCCACUUGCUAAGGCGCUUAAAACAAACACAACUCUGACAAAUUUGGGUUUGAUGCGUAAUAACCUUGGUUCUGCCGGUGCUGAGUCACUUGCUACAGCGCUUGAAACAAACACAUCGCUGACACAUUUGGGUUUGGCUGACAAAUUCUUGGUCCUGGCGAUGCUGUGUCACUUACUACAGCGCUUAAAACAAACACAACUCUAACAAAUUUGGAUUUUUCUGACAAUAACAUUGGUCCUGCUGAUGCUGAGUCACUUGCUAAAGCGCUUAAAACAAACUGAAACUCUGACAAAUUUGAAUGUCUGUUAAUAACCUUGGUCCUGGAGGUGCAGAGUCACUUGCUACAGUGCUUAAAACGAACACAACUCUGACAAAUGUGGAUUUGUCUGGCAAUAACCUUGGACCUGCUGACGCCGAGUCACUUGCUACAGCGCUUCAAAAAAACAAAACUCUGACCAAUUUGAAUUUGUCUGUCGAUAACCUUGGUCCUGCUGGUGCUGAGCCACUUGCUAAGGCGCUUAAAACAAACACAACUCUGACAAAUUUGGGUUUGAUGCGUAAUAACCUUGGUUCUGCCGGUGCUGAGUCACUUGCUACAGCGCUUGAAACAAACACAUCGCUGACACAUUUGGGUUUGGCUGACAAUAGCCUUGGUCCUGCCGAUGCUGUGUCACUUACUACAGCGCUUAAAACAAACACAACUCUAACAAAUUUGGAUUUUUCUGACAAUAACAUUGGUCCUGCUGAUGCUGAGUCACUUGCUAAAGCGCUUAAAACAAACUGA
Messenger RNA from Porites lobata, 4974 nucleotides. Lineage: Eukaryota; Metazoa; Cnidaria; Anthozoa; Scleractinia; Poritidae. The record is from the annotation of a GenBank genome assembly.